AAUGAAUUAACCUAAAAUUAGUAAGGUUGACAUAUUGUAUUAAAGAAAUAACUAAGCUAUUCUAGAAAUGCCUAAAGAUUAUAGAAAAGGACAUUUUAUGAUUAGAAAAAAUGAAAUAAGAAUUGAAAAAGAAGAAGUAUAGCCACCAAAAAAGAAGUAUGAUUUUUUUUGCAUUUUAGAGAUACAGAUUUGAAUACUCCUAAGGAAUAUAAUUAACUAAGAAAGAAAAAUAUGUAAAAAGAAUUAAUUAAAUUAUAGUCUUAUAAUUAGAGAUGAUAGAGAAAAAUAACCUUAUUAAAGUUAAAAAUUUCUGGAUGAUUUACCUCCUACUUAAAGUUUGAUUUUGUUUAAGAAUAGAGAUAAAUAUUCACUAAGUUUUGUUUCUCAAAAAUCAGAAGUUUAUAAAUAUGUAUUAUAAUAAUUAAUUUAAGAUGUCUGAAGAGUUCUAAAAUAAAAUAUUUAAAGAUUUUGAUAAAGGGUUAGAUGCAAGAAAAAAUUAAGAAAAUAGAGACAAAGUUGAUAUUGGAGUUAAUAAAGAGAUUGCAUAAUAUGGAGAUGAUUUUUCUGGUUCAGAAGUAGAUGAAUAAUUUUCUAGUAAAAAAAAAUAAGUUAAGAGAAAAAAAAACUCAAAAAUUUCUCAUAAACUUAAUUAUUAAUCUGAUGGUGAAAAGCCAAAAAAGAAAGUUAAAUAAAAUGAAUCUGAUGAUGAUGUUUCCUCAGAUUCUGUUUAAAAUUCAAGUUUUUCUUGAUAAUGAAAAGCGUAAAAUAUGU
Molecule: messenger RNA, 771 nt
Organism: Paramecium sonneborni
Lineage: Eukaryota; Ciliophora; Oligohymenophorea; Peniculida; Parameciidae
Source: the annotation of a GenBank genome assembly